AUGGCUUCCAGUGCUUUGGCCAAACCUCAGAUGCGUGGCCUCUUGGCCAGGCGCCUGCGGAUUCAUAUUGUUGGAGCAUUUGUUGUAUCCCUGGGGGUUGCAGCUUUCUAUAAGUAUGCUGUGGCUGAACUAAGAAAGAAGGCAUAUGCAGAUUUCUACAGAAAUUAUGAUUCUAUGAAAGAUUUUGAGGAGAUGAGGAAGGCUGGUGUCUUUCAGGUCGUAAAGUGA
This is a messenger RNA of Nycticebus coucang (slow loris), 228 nucleotides long. RefSeq names its product cytochrome c oxidase subunit 6C-like. The record is from RefSeq and is a predicted model, not a curated record. Gene Ontology annotation, biological process: mitochondrial electron transport, cytochrome c to oxygen. Bases 1 to 228 code for a protein of 75 amino acids. The transcript has a single exon. NCBI's taxonomy places the organism in Eukaryota, Metazoa, Chordata, Mammalia, Primates, Lorisidae.